AUCAUUCAUCUCGAUCAUCACUCCAGACUCUAUUGCGACGCUUCCACAAAGCUCUCAGCUUUAAUAUCUUUGUCAUUCUCAGCACUAUUAUCUCUACUCGCCAUCAUCACCUCGUACACCAUGCGCUCCGUCUCUUUCGCCACCGCUCUUGCCGCCUUGGCCUUAGGUGCCUCAGGUUUACCGCAAGCCCGUGAUGCCUCAGCAUCGCCCCAAGUCCUCGAGCAGCGAGAGUACGUGUAUGACUGCGACUGCCGCAAACCAACAGACGAAGCGCACCCCUGCGGCAGCAUUCAGAAGAACGACCCGGACCCGUCAAAGGGGAAGCUAAACUUCGUGGCGACGUGCGGCACGGAGUGCAAGGUCACGGUGGGCGGCAAGGACGUCGAGUUCAAGUUCUACAGCUCGAUAGGACAGGAGGGCGCCGAGCAGUACGGUAUAUCGCCCUGGGCGUGCACCAAUUCGAUGAACCAGGCUGCCUGCACAUUCGACUGGUACGGCGCGAUGGUCAACGUCUACUGCCCGUCGGGCUAGGCAAGUGCCGUGUCAGAGCGGGCCGGCGGGAAUGCAGAACGGGAAUGCGCGACGCAGACUUCCCACAAUCAACCGGUGCC
Truncatella angustata is the source of this 611-nucleotide messenger RNA. RefSeq lists its product as uncharacterized. Lineage: Eukaryota; Fungi; Ascomycota; Sordariomycetes; Amphisphaeriales; Sporocadaceae. The transcript has a single exon. The record is from RefSeq and is a predicted model, not a curated record. Bases 121 to 531 code for a protein of 136 amino acids.